AUGAAUAAAUUACCAACGGCUUUACGUAUUUCACGAAUCAUACCGAAAUUUGAAGCACUGAAAAAAUUUAAUUUAACAAAAACUGCAAAAGAUUUAAAAGAUUUUGGAAUUCAUAGUUUAAAAGUUGAUAAACAUAUUGAAGAUUUACCAUUAGAACGUGAUGGAAAGAUUAAUCCAGAUUUUCAUAAGGGGAUAUUUUUGGAUAAUUAUGAAUUGUUUGAAUCGAAUAUUCAACAUGAUGAACAAAAAAAAAAGAAAUAA
Molecule: messenger RNA, 261 nt
Organism: Rotaria sordida
Lineage: Eukaryota; Metazoa; Rotifera; Eurotatoria; Philodinida; Philodinidae
Source: the annotation of a GenBank genome assembly